AUGAAAAAAACCACUUCUGAUGCAACUUCGAUUUCUUAUGAUUUGAAGCCUAAUCAGUCGGAUAUUGGUUCGAUUUCUUCUGAACAAUCAUAUAUGACGUGCAAUUGUGGGGAGAAAACGAAGGAAAAGGAGAUGGGAGUUUGGUCGGAAACAACCAAUGCAACAGCGAGAUGUAGGGGUUUGGAUUGCGCUUUCUGCUCAAGAACCGGAAAUCUGAGUAUCAUCAUGGCUGGCAAUGCUGAACCAAUUAAUGAGCAAGAAGUUGCUGCAAAAUAUGGAAACAUAAGAAGUGAAAUGAAUCAGAUUUACUCAAAAAUCACAGAACUAGAGAUGGAAGUAAGUGAGCACUCAUUGGUGAUCAAUGCCAUUCAGCCACUGGAUCCCACCAGACGUUGCUACAGAAUGAUUGGAGGUGUGCUUGUUGAGAGAACAAUCAAGGAAGUCUUGCCAGCUGUCCAACAAAACAAGGAAGGAAUUGAAGUGGUGAUUUCUAGACUUAAUGAAGCUUUGGAGAGGAAGAAGAAGGAGCUCACUGAUUUUGAAACUAAGUACAAGAUUAGAAUUAGGAAAAAUGAUGGGGAAUCCAUGGAUGAUAAUAGCAAGAAAGAAGGGUCUGCCCAGGGUGUUCUUGUGGGUCCUGCAAAUGCGUGAUGAAUUUGGUAUGUUUUUUUGUUCGUGUUAUCGUGCGUUUUCAUAGACUGUUAUAAACAUGAUUUGAUCUUGAGAUUUGUAAGAGUAAAGAUAAUUAGUAGUUAUGGUUUUUGCUACUUGUUUUUGAAUUUGAAUGAUUGACCUCUGAAAUAGUAAAGAUUUUGUGGCCUA
Lactuca virosa is the source of this 822-nucleotide messenger RNA. The record is from the annotation of a GenBank genome assembly. Lineage: Eukaryota; Viridiplantae; Streptophyta; Magnoliopsida; Asterales; Asteraceae.